AUGGGCUGUGAUGCAGAGCUCUGGAGUGUGUGGCCUGGUGGUCUCUCAGCAGGAGCCUCCAGUGGAGGGCCAGGGAGCACACUGGACCCUUGGUGCCAACUCGAGGAGAGGUGGGGAGCCAGAGGCAGGCACCCUAUCCCUGGUGCCUCAGGGGCUCACUUCCUUCCCACAGCGGCCAAGAUCGCGGGCCUGUACAAUGACUCGGAGCCCCCGCGCAAGACCAUGCGCAGGGGGGUGCUGAUGACCCUGCUGCAGCAGUCGGCCAUGACCCUGCCGCUGUGGAUCGGGAAGCCUGGUGACAAGCCGCCCCCACUCUGCGGGGCCAUUCCGGCCUCUGGGGACUACGUGGCCAAACCUGGAGACAAGGUGGCUGCCCGGGUCAAGGCCGUGGAUGGGGAUGAGCAGUGGAUCCUGGCCGAGGUGGUCAGUUACAGCCAUGCCACCAACAAGUAUGAGGUCGAUGACAUUGAUGAGGAAGGCAAAGAGAGACACACCCUGAGCCGGAGGCGCAUCAUCCCACUGCCCCAGUGGAAGGCCAACCCUGAGACGGACCCCGAAGCCUUAUUCCAGAAGGAGCAGCUCGUGCUGGCCCUGUAUCCCCAGACCACCUGCUUCUACCGUGCCCUGAUCCACACACACACCCCCCCACGGCCCCAGGAUGACUAUUCGGUCCUGUUUGAAGACACUUCCUAUGCAGAUGGUUACUCCCCUCCCCUCAAUGUGGCCCAGAGGUACGUGGUGGCUUGUAAGGAGCCCAAGAAAAAGUGAUGCAGUCUGGCAGUCUCCUGCCGCCUCACGGGGGCAUGCUACAAGACAUUCUGUGAAGAAAUAAAUGUUCUUCCCCUUU
This is a messenger RNA of Myotis myotis, 847 nucleotides long. RefSeq names its product SAGA-associated factor 29-like. The transcript has 6 exons. Gene Ontology annotation, cellular component: SAGA complex. The coding region runs from base 1 to 768 and encodes 255 amino acids. Lineage: Eukaryota; Metazoa; Chordata; Mammalia; Chiroptera; Vespertilionidae. The record is from RefSeq and is a predicted model, not a curated record.